Messenger RNA from Centropristis striata (black sea bass), 3064 nucleotides. RefSeq names its product thioredoxin domain containing 5 (gene txndc5). Bases 77 to 1315 code for a protein of 412 amino acids. Gene Ontology annotation, molecular function: protein disulfide isomerase activity. The transcript has 10 exons. Gene Ontology annotation, cellular component: endoplasmic reticulum. NCBI's taxonomy places the organism in Eukaryota, Metazoa, Chordata, Actinopteri, Perciformes, Serranidae. Gene Ontology annotation, biological process: protein folding. The record is from RefSeq and is a predicted model, not a curated record.
CGGAGGGGCGUGCACGUUCAGAGUCGGUCUUCUCACACCAGCAGGGACUCUGCACACCCACCGAGAGAAAUUCACCAUGGCCUCAGCACUGAAUUGCACACCCCUUAUGUUGUGUUUUAUUUAUUUUUCGUUACUGUUUGCCAGUGUAUUUUGCGACGCCGAUGCAGAAGAAGAUGAGCAUGCCAAGCACUCAUACACUGUGGAGAUGUUCAACGAGGCGGUGCCCACUGCACCCCACUUUGUCAUGUUUUACGCCCCAUGGUGCGGUCAUUGCCAGAGAUUACAGCCAGCGUGGAAUGAACUGGCAGACAAAUAUAACAGCAUGGACGAGCCCCCAGUCUAUGUGGUAAAAGUUGACUGUGUCCAGGAUACCAAGUUCUGCUCAAAUGUCCACGGAGUUCGGGGCUACCCCACGCUGAAGUUGUUCAAACCAGACCAGGAGGCAGUUAAGUACCAAGGGCCCAGAGAUCUACAGUCUCUGGAGACCUGGAUGCUGAAGACACUCCAGGCUGAGCCUUCAGAACCAGAGAGUGAAUUGGAGCCUCCAAAAGCCCCAGAGCCCAAACAGGGCAUGUAUGAGCUCACUGCUCCCAACUUUAAGGGCCACAUAGCCAAAGGUGCUCAUUUUGUGAAGUUCUUUGCCCCGUGGUGUGGUCACUGCAAAGCCAUGGCUCCAACCUGGGAGCAGCUCGCCACCACCUUCGAGCACUCUGAUGAUGUCAAGAUAGGAAAGGUGGACUGUACACAGCACUAUGAGGUGUGCUCUGAGAACGGCGUAAGGGGAUAUCCCACACUGCUCUUCUUCUACAACGGGCAGAAGACGGAUCAGUACAAAGGAAAAAGAGACCUGGACUCCUUCAAAGACUUUGUGGACAACCAGCUGAAGGCGGCCGUCGCUCAGGAGCAAGAACAGGAACCAAGUGAGGACCAAAAAGCAAACGAGAUCCCCACAGAUGAGCCAGCCAAAGAGGAGGUUAAGUCCUCUGUGUUGGACCUUACAGAAGACAACUUUGACGAGACUGUGGCCAAGGGCUUCACCUUCAUCAAAUUCUUCGCUCCAUGGUGUGGCCACUGUAAGAACCUCGCUCCAACAUGGGAGGAUCUUUCCAAGAAGGAGUUUUCAGGUCUCACGGACGUCAAGAUAGCCAAAGUGGACUGCACUGUUGAGCGCACACUCUGCAACAAGUACUCCGUACGAGGUUACCCCACAUUGAUCAUGUUCAGGGCUGGUGAGCAGGGUGACGAGCAUCACGGCGGCCGGGACCUGGAGAGCCUGCACAGCUUUGUGAUGAGGCAGGCGAGAGACGAGCUGUAGAAACAGCCGGCACUCCCCUCUCCACCAAUCUGCUCGUCCACACUGCAUAUCUGGCCAGUAGGACACCACUCUCUCUCUCCUACAGUAGCCCAACCUCUCUCUAUCUUUCUCUCCACUCGGGUUCUCUUCAGAAAGGAGUCGGCCAAUGACGGACUGCAGUCUGUCCUUCCUCCUGUGUUCACCGACAGAAUGAUUCAGUAGAGUGUUUGGGAUGUGAAUGUGUUUCUCAUUGCCGCUGCCCAACCUGAAAUCUCCUAAUAUGGAGAAUAUUAUGGUUGGGUCUGCAAAUGAAGUAAUAUGUCUGACAACCACUUUGCAAGCACUGCUCAAUCAAUCAGAACCACAAAUUCCUCGCACAGAUAAAAUGUCUUUUAUAAAAUGGAAGCACUAUAGGACAGAUGUUCCAGUUUCUGCCUGUAAAAAAAAAAAAAAAUCGUUUCUGAUGAACUUCUGUAGCCAUUUGACUUUUUUUAAAUGCUAAAUUUUAUACAUGGGAUCUGUUGGUAAAUCACAAGCCAUCACUGUUACGGUACUGUCAGUCAAAAGUUUGUGUCACCCGAAUGUGAAGGUGAGUGUUAAGUUGAGGGUCCUUUCUAUCCAUGCCAGUGAUGGCCUAUCUGACUUAACUCUCAGGGAAACGCCCCGCACACUAGAAGAAGUUGCGAUGGAGGCCAUCGUUGUUAUCACAGGUGUCAUCAUUUUUAAUUAAAUUGGCUUGGUAAUCUAAAUAUCUCACCAAUAUUUUCUGACUCCUGGGAUCUUCACUAGCCCUCCGUCUCUACUCCUCCUAGGAUUCAGGAUCUCAGGCCUGGACCAUGUUGCCCCAUAUCUCCAUAACUGAACAUCUUCGACUACUUCCUUUUAAAAUGGCCCUUCAUUUUUUCCCCAAAUGUAGUACAAGAAGCUGUGAAUGUACAGUUAUUAGCCAGGACAUCGUUUAAAGGAUUUGGGAACCAGGAAGUAGAGCAAUAGUAAUAAUGAACUUGAGGUUAGAACUGAAAGGAACAUUAACUGUAGCUCAGGGUCCGGUGGGCUUGCUAGCAUCGUGUCAUCUUUCUGACUAUGAUUGUGAUCCAUUCUUACCUCUGGGAUUGAACCAGCUGCAUCUUGGGUCCAUAUCAUCCGCUUUUCCUGCUCCCAAAUAAUGUUAGUGAUGGUGAUCUAGUUUUAAAGCGCAGCUACACCAGCCACUGUUUUUUUUUUGUAAGUCUCAUUAACCAGUAAAACAACUUUGAAGAUGCAUCAUUCAUUGAUUCUAACCAAAAUAAACCAUGUCUGGUUUCAGACUGUGACCACAAGUCUGAUUAAGUCUGCUGUAUACUGUAUCAAAACCAUAAAGCCAUCUACAAAAGGUUAAUUAGUGUUUGACGGUUCAACAGUCAAAGGCCAAGUAACCUGUCACAGACUGGUUCUAAUUGCAUUUGCAGAUUCUUUUCAGCACACUUGUGUGUGACCUCACCCACCUGUUACGCCAUGCCCAUUACACCGCACAUGCUCUUUGACCCAGGUUAUGUCCUGCACGACAGGGCUCCAUUUAUUGUCUAACCCAGCUCCACAAACAGUCAGAGACAGUUUUUUUGUCAGUAAAAAGUUUUUAUGGAUAGCACAUGGUCAAAAGAACUCCAGUGACAGAAGUAUUUUUUCCUUGUGAGUCAUGGGUUGUGCACUACCCAUGGAUUUUGUACAAAAAAAGUGAAUAAUGGCAAGUUGUAACAUGAGAUUUCAUAAUAAAAGAUUUUUCAAAAAUAA